AUGCAAAAGUCGCCUCUCUCUGCCCUCGUUGCCAGCUCCAUGCUUCUGACCCUCGGUUUGAGCAGACUCUCCGCGGUUCAGGCGACCGAGUUGACAACCGAGUAUCUGGCUGUCAAUGGUCUGAACUUUACUUGCUCCGUUUUGAAGAAGAAAAAGGAAGAUGAAACAACCCACCAACAUAAGGACGUCAUGCUGUUGCAUGGAUUCCCAUAUUCUCGUGAGUGGUGGUCUCCGCUUCUGAAUCUUUGGGCGAAUACAACAUCCAUUUCGGUCCAUGCUGUGGCCUGUAACAUGCGUGGCUACAGCGCAGGUGCCUCACCGGAUAACAUUGAAGACUACAGCUUUGACAAAUUGGAAGCGGAUGUCUUGGCAUUGACCAAAGCGGCUGGCUUUGAACAAAAAGAUGGCUUCCAUUUGUUGGGACACGACCACGGUGCUGGCCUGGGAUACUACAUUGCCGCCAACAAUCCAACCAAAGUACAAUCCUUUACUUCCUUGUCAGCUCCUCAUCCGAAACUCAUGUCCGAGGCUCUGUGUGGCGACAACACGGACGAAGCACAAGUUUUGGCGUUCACGUAUACAAACCAGUACUCCCUCCCGGACAGCGCCAGUCGGAACAAUGCCAGUUUGACGAGGUUUUACCGCACAUUCGGAUUGAUUGACGAUUCGUUGCAACCCGAACAAUUUCAAAAGAUGCUUUGGUGGUACAAUCGUAGCCAUGAACACUGGUCCGUUCCCCGCGUCGUGUCGGACGAGGAAGUUGUGGAAUACGGAUCACCCUUUUUCCUGACAUCCCAACGCCAGGCCAUUCCUUUGGAGGAACGUCCUUGCAUGCCCGUGGAGGAAAGCGCACAAGUUGGCACUGUGGAGGCCCCCGUUCUCUUUAUUUGCGGAGCCCAGGACCCCUACGUCUUGUGCAACAAUGACUAUGCCGUCAAUGUCCCCGCCAAUCUCAUGCCCAAUUUCGAACACGCCAGCUUUCGGUGCGAGCACAACUUUUUCGAUGAGGGCAAUUGCGACGACAGGGAAGAAAGUCAGGCCGUCAUGGACACCAUCACCGCCUUCGUCCUUGGCAAUGAGGAGGCAAUUUUCCAUGACGAAGAUGAAACCAAUGUUGCCAGUGGUGGUGCCACAACAGUGGCCGUGCCGUUGUUUGCUGCUUUUCUGUCGGGGCUGAUGUCACUGAUAGCCAUGUAG
Messenger RNA from Seminavis robusta, 1197 nucleotides. The record is from the annotation of a GenBank genome assembly. NCBI's taxonomy places the organism in Eukaryota, Bacillariophyta, Bacillariophyceae, Naviculales, Naviculaceae.